Linum trigynum is the source of this 2472-nucleotide messenger RNA. NCBI's taxonomy places the organism in Eukaryota, Viridiplantae, Streptophyta, Magnoliopsida, Malpighiales, Linaceae. The record is from the annotation of a GenBank genome assembly.
GUCUAUUGCUGCUGGCACGAAGGCCCAACCCACCCGGAAAUACAUCACCGUGUGAGGGAACACGUGUGAAAGAUAGCUACUGCGGCCUGAACAGCACGUGCGAGCUCAGGCUUCAUACUUACUGAACAAGCCAAGCAUUUUGGGGAAGAAAUCCUUUCCUUUCCUUCCGCUCCGACGCAACGAAUCGAAGGAGAGAAGCCGCGAAGCGAAAGAGAGCUCCGUUUUUUUCCGACGGAAGUAUCACUUUCCUACGCGGAGCACUGGACAGCGAUCUGUGGAUGCGACGGUGAUGAUCGUUGCUGAUUCUUCUCCUGUGCUUCUCAAGAGACGGAGGCUCACCACUCCCGAUUCAAUGGAAGCUCAAGAAGCCAAGGCCAAGUUUGAUGCUGUGAAAGAAAGAUUUGGCCGGGAUCUUCGUGUAUUCGAGACCUCCCUUGUCUCUGCAUCCCCAACUCAGGUGUCCAAUGAUGACGAGUCAGAUGAGUUUUACGAGUUUACAGCAGAGGACUAUUAUCGAAUUCUUGGAACAAAGAAGCAAGAUAAACAGCUGAAGACAAGAAAACUCCGUGAGGCAGAAGAAGCAGCUCGCAGGUCAAAGAUCACAAAGGCUAUAAUUAGAGUUCGGUUCCCUGAUAAUCAUACACUGGAGGUGCCAUUCCAAUCGUCUGAAAAGCUACAGAGCUUAUUUGACCUUCUUAUGAAAGUGGUUGCUCACCCAGAAAUUCCUUUCUAUCUAUAUACAACUCCUCCAAAGAAGCAAAUCAAAGACCUCUCAGUUGAUUUCUACUCAGCAGGCUUCAUCCCCGGUGCAAUUGUGUAUUUUGCAUACAACCUACCAAAAGCGGAUGAUGCAGCUGCCGUUUCUGGUCCGUAUCUCCAAGAAGAGAUUAUGGCUCUGAAAGGUUUGGAUAUCGUUCCCGAACCAGUUGAGCCAGCUCAUUCUGCACCAGAACCAGUAACAACAGCACCUGCUGCUACUGCUCCACCCCAAGAGCCUAAAUCCGCCGGGAAGAAACCUGCAAAACCCAAGUGGCUGAAACUAUGAUCUGAUUUGUUCUGCAAGGUAAGCCCUUCGUAGGAGUUUCGCAACUGUAAAAUGGGGUGAAUCCAUAGGGUUAUGAGGGAUGAAAGCCAUGGGGGUGUAACUGUAAGGUGGCGUUGUCUUGAUGCUGGACGAUUGCAUCAUAGUUAGUAGUUACUACUGUUAACAGUCUUAUGUCUUUUGUGAAAGGUCAAUAUCGCGCUUGGGAAAUGAAGGAUGCUUGUUGUGAAUACACAUGAAUGGGUUUGUUCUUUCUUGUGUGGGCUGGGCCUAGUCUUGCUCUAGUGAAUCGUUUUGCUCAGUUUGGGUUCUCCGUUUUCUUCCCCUUUCAUCCGAUCCCAGGUGUACUGUGGACGGGAAAGAAAGGGGAAUGGAAAAGGCAACGAUUUUGUUGUGGGGAAAUCAGGACUCAAGAGGGCAUGGCAGGUGGUGGAGAAAGGCAUAUGCCUUUUUUGGGAGAUUCGGCUGUUGGUGGGGAGUGGGAAAAUAUUGUAUUGUUCCUACCUAUUAUGACCUUUGAACUUUUGGGAUUAAACAAACGACUGAUGGCAGCUUGACUUGCAGUUUCCAUACUGCAAUGAAGAAAUAGAUCUAGUUGAACAACUUUCCAAGUACAAUUACCAAAUGCUGGACACAUUUUUGUUCCUUCCUCUUUGUACACAAACACAACAAAAAUAACACUUCUUCCCCAUGAUAUGCGUGGUUUGGAUUGAACUCCGAAGUUUGGUUUAAACUCGAGAUAAAGUAUUUGAUCAAUUUCCACAAGGUAUCUAAGACACUCAAAUACAUAGAGGUAAAUGUACACACAAAUUAACAUGAGUUUACCGGUGGAAACAAACAGUUCAACUUAAGAGUAGGCUACAGAAUGUCUAGAUAUAACCACCUCUAGUUUCAUUGAGCAACACUUCAUUUCAUUUUUUUUUGUCAAUUUUUCAUUUUAUUAAUAUUAAUUUAAAAUUUAUAGAUUAUUAUCCCAACCAUCGAAAUUGGAAAAGUUCAUGAUUGAAUGGGUAAUAGAAAAAUAGUCCAAAUGCGGGGAAGAAAAGGUUGUGCAUUUGUGGACACCUAGUAGGCUCAAAAUAAGGCUUUGUCUUAAAGAUCAAACUCUAAAGAAAACGCCACUAUUCAUGAUUCAUUUCCUCUCCUCACCAACCAACCCAAAUUGCCCACCUGAAUUCAAACUAUCAUUUUGCAUCAUUUUCACAUCAACCCAUCACCUACUCCCAAGCAUAAAAAGAAGAACAAAAAAGAUCGAAAAUAUUUUCUAUAAGAAGUUUUAGCUUCCUUUUAAAAUCGUUAUUCUCAGGAUGACUUCUUAGUUUUUUAAUAGUGAAUACUUUUCUAGAGUUGAACAACUGGCUCUUUUUUCAUAAUAUAAAUUAUUUCAAUUGGGAUUUUAUUUAUUAGUAAAAUAAAUUAAUUUUAUGUCA